Aureobasidium musti is the source of this 2730-nucleotide messenger RNA. The record is from the annotation of a GenBank genome assembly. Lineage: Eukaryota; Fungi; Ascomycota; Dothideomycetes; Dothideales; Saccotheciaceae.
AUGCCUGCCGACGCUCCACUGUAUUCGAAUUUGCUGUUGGGCGUGCUUGCAGAACGACCGAUGCACACUCUCGAUCUUCCAGAUCUCGCGUACUUCCUGGACAGUGAUUCGGAGGUGAAACCUUAUCUUUGGUACAGAACCUUCGAAGAUGCAAAGCAUGAUCCGUUAGCGGUGUUCCACACGUCUGGAAGUACUGGUAUGCCGAAACUCAUCACCAUGAACCAUGGGGCUGUAGCCGCUCUUCACGCUUUCAAAAACAUCAAGACUUUUACCGAUCAAGCGAUCCAGACUGACGCUCAUGACGGCAAGAGGACACUGUUGCUGUUUCCGAUGUUUCAUGCCUCAGCUAUCAGCACUUUGUUCUUGUCCAUCUGGGAUACUGUACCAAUAAUUCUGCCGCCUCCGAUACCAUUGACAGCAGAACUUGCGAAUGAUAUGAUUAUCAACUGCGACAUUCAAGCCAGUAUCAUGCCACCAUCAAUCCUCGCCGAGAUUGCCGGAAAUCAGGUGUAUCUUGAGAAUCUGUGGAAAUGCACCAGUGUGAUGUAUGGAGGGGGACCACUGCCAACUGAGGCCGGCAAUCGCAUUGCUGCGGGCACUACUCUCAUAACUGUCUUCGGGUCUUCGGAGACUGGUUUCUUNCCCGUCGAAGUCAUGCCGCGAAGUGACUGGUCGUAUGUCAAACUCAGCCCCUUUGCUGGUGGUGUGUAUCGUCCCUGUACAGAUCAACUGUACGAGCUUGUCAUUGAGCGCAGAUCCGAACUGGAAGCUUAUCAACCCGUUUUCUGGACGUAUCCUGAACUCCAGGAAUAUCAUACCAAAGAUCUGUUUGCCAGACACCCGAUCAAGCAAGAUCUAUGGUUGUGGCAAGGUCGCAUGGACGACAUCAUUGUGCUCAGCAACGGCGAGAAGUUCAAUCCUUCUGCAAUGGAAAACGUGAUAACCAAUGGUCAUCCAGCAGUCGAAUCCGCUCUGGUAUGUGGUCAAGGUCGCGAACAGUGCGCCUUGCUUGUCGAGGUGUCGUCUACAGAAUCGAGUGAAGAUGAUACGCCCGAAGAAGAAAUCGUGGAAGAAAUAUGGCCAGCUGUGCAGAAAGCCAACGAGGACUGCCCAGAGUACGGACGUGUGAUGAAGGACAUGGUGAUAGUCGCUAAGCAGGGCAAAAGNAUGGCCCGAGCAGACAAGGGCACUGUCCAGCGCAGCAAGACACUUGACAGUUUCGCUGCGGAGCUUGAUGAACUCUAUCACCUGCACGAGGGCCCUGCUGCAGCCUUCGUUGCAGCACAUCGUCCCAUGGAUCUUCAUAGCGUCCAGCAAACUGUCACAAGAGUUGUCCAAGACAUUCCUCGCUAUCGGACUUUGAAAUCCAGCAAGAGUUUAUUUGACCUGGGUCUGGACUCGCUCCAUGCUAUGGCUAUCGCCAANAAGCUCAGAACCGCUUUCUUGAAUUCACCAAGUCCAAUCACGACAAAAUCCAUCUAUGAUUUUCCAAGUAUCGAUCUGUUGACAUUUUACAUAUGUGGCUUGAUGACUGGCAAGGAAGAGUCGGUGAAGACAAUGCAGAUGCUUUAUGAUCGCUACUCGCCCAUGAGCCGCCGAGCCUUGCCUGUGAAAGGUCCAGAAGAUGCCACUAUUCUCCUUGUCGGCUCGACUGGCCACUUAGGCACUCAACUCCUGAGCGAGCUUUUGGCCAGAAGCAACAAAGAAUUUGACACAAUAGUCUGCUUGGACCGUGAUCCCGAUGCAGCUUCGAAACAUGAAGCUCUCGGUCUACUCUCUGAUGUCGCAGAAUCAGUAUCCAUCCGGUACUUACAUGCAGAUUAUUCUCAACCGCAUUUUGGCAUUUCCGAUAUAGACUGGUCUGGGCUUCGAAUGAUGGUUACACAUGUGAUCCAGAAUGCAUGGCCUGUUGACUUCUGCAUGCCACUGUCGCAUUUCGAGCCCAGCCUUCGGACCACAGCAGAGCUCAUGGAAUUUUGCAAGUCGGCAGAUCUAAACCCCACUUUCGUCUUCAUCUCGACCAUAGGCUCUGUUGUCAGUAACUGGAAGGAUCUUGUCACCGAGGAAAUCGUUCAAGAUUGGCUUAGAGCAGAACCUAUGGGUUAUACUCAGUCAAAGCUGAUUGCCGAGCGUCUUGUGGCCACGACCGCUGUCACUACCGGUGUCAAGAGCGUGAUUUGUCGUGUUGGCCAGCUUGGUGGCGUGCUGAACAACGAGCUUUGGCACGGCAAAGCGCCUGCCUGGCCAGAGAAAGAGUGGCUGCCUGCUAUGCUAGCGUCUUCAAUUCAACUUGGUGCUAUCCCUUCAUCACUAGGUUUGCUGGACAGGAUCGAUUGGGUGCCAGCUGAUGUUGCUGCGGCCUCUGUAUGUGAGCUGAUGUCGGCCACCUCUGCAUUUCACGAGCUGUGCCAGGUCUAUCACAUCGUCAAUCCACGAUCAACCACUUGGAAAGAUCUCUUGCCGAACCUCGAAGCCUAUGAGGAUCUCGAGAGAGUAGCCUUGUUUGAUUGGGUUGCACUACUCAAGGAACGUGUCGAUAGCGGAAGCAGAAGUGUCGGACCGGCAUUGGGAUUGAUUGAGUUCUUCGAGCGCGCUUGCCAAACCGAUCGCAAGAAGCUGAUGAUCGACUGCUCGAAAAGUCUUGCUCUGAGUCCGACUCUUAGAGGCACGCAGCACAUUUCUGUCGAUCUGAUGAAGCGAUGGAUCAGUCAAUGGGGUCUUAGCAGAUAA